Durotheca rogersii is the source of this 1472-nucleotide messenger RNA. RefSeq lists its product as uncharacterized. Bases 225 to 1328 code for a protein of 367 amino acids. Gene Ontology annotation, molecular function: NAD binding. The record is from RefSeq and is a predicted model, not a curated record. The transcript has 3 exons. NCBI's taxonomy places the organism in Eukaryota, Fungi, Ascomycota, Sordariomycetes, Xylariales, Xylariaceae.
CCGACAGCCGGACGACGAUCAGAAGAGAAGGAACAACAGAAGAAGAGUGCACAUCUAGGAAAGAAGUAACCAGCUUAGCGACGUAGCCGUACCUACUACCAGCCGUCACCAGAGACACACCAUCGCCAUAUUUCUGCCCUCAUCACCUACCGUUCUGCCAGAACUCAGACUCGCCGACCCCCCAACAACCCACCGGCACGCCUCCCCAACCCCCAGCAGAGACGAUGUCCAAGGCCGACGAGAGCGGAGGCGAGGUCGGGCCGCUGGCCAACGACGUCCUCCUCGUCUUCACCCCUGUUGCCGAGCAGACGGAGUGGAUAAAACGAGUCACGAACCGGUUCGAGGGCUUGCGAGUGAGAUGGGUGAACUCGUUGAAAGCGGACGGCACCAUCCUCACCGCGAGAGAGGUCCCCGCCGAGGUCUGGGACGGCGUCACCAUCCUCACCACCUUCGUGCCGCCCCCGGAAGACCUGGUAGCCAAGGUCCGCCUCAUCCAGGUCAGCUCCGCCGGCACCGACCGGUGGACGAACCAUCCCAAGUACCUAGACGAGAACACCAUCUUCUGCACCUCGAACGGUAUCCACGCCCCACAGAUUGCCGAAUGGGUCAUAGGCGCAUGGCUCUCCCACCAACACCACUUCCAACGGUACGCUGCGCACAUGAAGACCGGCUACUGGGAGUCGCCCUUUGCCACGCACAUUGAAGACUCGACAGGUCUUCGGGUCGGUAUUCUAGGCUACGGCGCGAUCGGGCGUGCCUGCGCGAGCAUCGCCCGCACCCUCGGCAUGGAGGUGUAUGCGUAUACGCGGGGGGAGCGGGCGACGCCGGAGUCGCGUGUGGAUGACAGCUACUGCGUCGCGGGGACGGGCGACCGAGAGGGCCUGAUCCCGACGCGAUGGUUCCACGGAACGACGCAGGCGGCGGUCGACGAGUUCCUGGCCCAGGACCUCGACCUGCUGGUGCUCAGCCUGCCGCUGACGCCGGAGACGCGGGGGAUCCUGUCGCGGGCGCAGUUCGAGAUCCUCGGGAAAGGCAAGAAGGCGUUCGUCGCCAACGUCGCGCGCGGCGGGCACAUCGACCAGGACGCGCUCAUCGAGGCGCUCGAGUCCGGCAAGAUCCGCGGCGCCGCGCUCGACGUGACCGACCCGGAGCCCCUGCCGUCCGACCACCCGCUGUGGCGCGCUCCGAACCUGCUCAUCACGCCGCACGUCAGCUGGAAGACGGACUUCCUCUGGAACCGCCUCCUCGACGUGCUCGAGAUCAACCUCGAGAAGCUGGCGACGGGGCAGCCGCUGAUCAACGUGGUGAACCGCCAGCUCCAUUAUUAACAUUCGACCGGCCGAUAUUAUAUGUCGGGGAGAUGAUGGAGAAGAGGGGAGGGGGAGAUAGCAUCCGGCGUCAGAGGAAGUAUUUGAUGUCGAGGCCAACUCGAGCCCAUCCCAUCCUGUGCUUCCGCUUACGUAUGGGCAUUU